Molecule: messenger RNA, 1670 nt
Organism: Procambarus clarkii (red swamp crayfish)
Lineage: Eukaryota; Metazoa; Arthropoda; Malacostraca; Decapoda; Cambaridae
Gene: Dd
Product: CTD nuclear envelope phosphatase 1-like protein dullard
Molecular function (GO): phosphoprotein phosphatase activity
Source: RefSeq, a predicted model, not a curated record
CCAUCUGUCGGGGAGCGGCAGAGUUGGUGGAGUUGACGAGAAGUGGGUCGAUGGAGGCGGUGUGUUGCCCACUCAGGUCCUCAACAAUGUAAAUAUUGGCUGGUGAUGUGUGUUUGAGCCUCGCUCCGCCUCCGGUCCGGUGUGCACCUACCUUGUGCUGCUCAGAGACCACGCCGCCACAACACCGACACCAAUGUAUAAGCAACUACAAAUGGGCCUUCGUGCGUUCCUGCUUCUGGCUCAGAAGAUCUGGAGUUUCGUGUGCUAUGUCCUUCGGAAACAGGCCAGAACGGUUUUGCAGUACCAGCCAGUCAAGUACGAAGUGCUGCCGCUCUCCCCUCUUUCUAAACACCGGCUAAGUCUGGUGAAGCGUAAAGUUUUAGUAUUAGACUUGGACGAGACGCUCAUUCAUUCUCACCAUGACGGUGUCAUUCGGCAAAUGGUAAAGCCAGGCACCCCACCAGAUUUUGUACUAAAGGUUACGAUAGACAGACAUCCAGUGAGGUUCUUCGUCCACAAGCGACCACAUGUUGACUUCUUUUUGGAUAUAGUCUCGCAGUGGUACGACCUGGUGGUUUUCACAGCUAGUAUGGAAAUAUAUGGAGCGGCAGUUGCGGAUAAGCUGGAUGGCGGCCGUGGAAUUUUACGGCGGCGAUAUUACCGCCAACACUGUACGCUCGACUAUGGUAGUUACACAAAAGACCUGGCUGCCAUUUGUCCUGAUUUGGCUUCUAUAUUCAUUCUAGAUAAUUCCCCAGGAGCGUAUAGGCAAUAUCCAGAUAAUGCAGUUCCCAUUAAGUCGUGGUUCAGUGAUCCCCUGGACACGUCCCUGCUCAACUUGCUACCCGUGUUGGACGCACUCCGUUUUACUGCUGAUGUGCGUUCUGUUUUGUCUCGAAAUCUACACCUUCACCGUUUAUGGUAGCACUCAGGGUUCUAGUUUGUAUGGUGUGGCUGUGGCUCUACAAGUUACUACCGGCCACCUUUAUUGGUCUCAGGGGCAUGUGAGGGCAGCUGAAAAGCCUUGGCAGGCCCCCCCCCCUUCCCUCCUACUGGCAUGAGUGGUGAGUGACUGGUGAGAACGCUGGUGGAGUGAAUGGUCUACUUGGGGAGUCCUCAGUCCAACUGAGUCUCUCCCAUACAAUUUUUUAUUUUUUUUUUUCAUAACAAUAGAUUAAUUUAACCUUUAUAGUGCGUGAACACAUUUUUAUAUAGAAUAAUGUUUAGCUACAGAAUAUAUAUAUGUGAAGUCAUUUGAAGGAUGUUGAACAUUUAAAUUUUGAUUUGUCAAGCUUAGAAUACUACUGGGUCAAGUAACGUGGCUUAGGGAUAUGUUGUCUGUGACGUGGGCUAGGAGCUCAUUAGUGUGUUUGUAAAGAGAGCUUUGAGCACUUGUCUCAGAGAUGAAAUUGGAGCCAUCACUGAAAUGGUGGUUUGAGCUGUGUUGUGUGUGUGUGUUUCUGGACAAAAGAGCUCUAUUGUCUUUGUUCGUCAUUGACUUAGAACUCUUGUUGUUUAAACAUCAUUGAUAAAAGUGGUUGGCAGGCAUGUAUAAUGUUGACAGGCAUAUAUAAUGUUGGCUUGAGGCUCCAUUGUUAGCAGGGCUUAAAAAAUAAAAUUCAAAAUUUGUAGCUAACCCACUAGGGUAGCUGCUUAAUGCCUUGGUUGUC